This is a messenger RNA of Eufriesea mexicana, 1019 nucleotides long. Its product is annotated as DTW domain-containing protein 1. Gene Ontology annotation, molecular function: tRNA-uridine aminocarboxypropyltransferase activity. The record is from RefSeq and is a predicted model, not a curated record. Bases 117 to 1019 code for a protein of 300 amino acids. Gene Ontology annotation, cellular component: nucleus. NCBI's taxonomy places the organism in Eukaryota, Metazoa, Arthropoda, Insecta, Hymenoptera, Apidae. Gene Ontology annotation, biological process: tRNA modification. The transcript is spliced from 4 exons.
UACACGUAAUUUAAGUUUAAUAACUUAACCGUUAACAAUUUACGCUGUCAAUUAUGUCAAGUACCAUUAAUAAUGUAAUAUAUAUGACAUGUUAAGUUACGAGUAUUCGUAUUGUUAUGAAUAUGGCAAAAACUGACGUGGUAAAUGAUAUCAAGCAACUUUCAAAUUUGGAAGAAGAGCAGAAAAUAAUUGACAAGGCACCCUUUUGUCAUUUAAAAAUUACUAAUGCACAAAUUUUAGAUACCAUAGAAGGCCGACAAAUAUGUAAACGUUGUUAUAGGUCACGUAAAUUUUUUUGCUACUCUUGUUAUUUACCAGUUAUUAAUGAAAAAUAUAUCCCGAAAAUUAAGUUACCUAUUAAAAUUGAUAUUAUCAAACAUGCACGUGAAAUUGAUGGGAAAAGCACAGCAAUUCAUGCGGCUAUAAUUGCUCCAGACGAUGUGAGAAUAUUUACAUAUCCCAAUUUUCCAGAAAUAUUGGACAAAGAGGAAACUAUUUUAAUUUUUCCUAGCAAAACUGCUACGUCCGUGGAUUCCCUGUUCGUAAAGCAAGUUGAGGAAAACAAUAGAACAAUUACAAAUAGAAUAGGGGAUGCAUUUCCCAUAAAAAGAGCUAUUUUUAUUGAUAGUACAUGGCAUCAGACAAAAGCUAUUUAUAAAGAUCAAAGGUUAAGAGAUUUACAUUGUAUAGUUUUAAAAUCAAGAAUAUCACAAUUUUGGCGUCAUCAAAAAAAAAGUCCUAGAUGGUAUUUGGCUACCAUCGAAGCAAUACAUCAGUUCUUAGUAGAAUUGCAUACAUGCGCAUUUGGUACGAUACAUGGAUACGUUAACAUAAAAGAUACAGAAGAAAACUAUACAAAGAAUGUUGUGCAUCAAUAUGUGAACGAGUUACCUGAAACAGAUCAAAGAUAUAAAGGUCAAUACGAUGAUCUUUUAUACUUUUUUAAAUAUAUGUACGAAAAAAUUCAUACUAUAUAUGAUCAUGAUCAGUUAUGGGCAUAUAAAAGGCCAUUAAUAUAA